CAUAAAAGCAGGCUCAACAGAGACGCUGCUCCUGAUACAGCUACCCGCCACCAUGAUCGGUAUCCUGUUUGUUACCCUGACGCUGACCGCUGGGGCCCUCGGUUGUGGGAAUCCUGCCUACCCACCUCUCUUGACCAGAGUAGUUGGAGGAGAAGAUGCAAGACCAUUCAGCUGGCCCUGGCAGGUCUCCCUGACAUAUAACUACAAUGACGGCUGGUACCACACCUGCGGGGGAACCCUCAUUGCACCUAACUGGGUCAUGACGGCUGCUCACUGCAUCAGCUCUUCUCGGACCUAUAUGGUGUUUCUUGGCAAAUUCAACCUAGUGGCUUAUGAAGAAGGAGCGAUUGGAAUCAGUCCACAAAAAAUCAUUGUCCAUGAAGGUUGGAACCCAAGCGACGUUGCAGGCGGCAAUGACAUCGCUUUGAUCAAACUCUACCAAAGUGUCAGCACGACCAACCAAAUCCAGCCGGCCUGCCUCCCUCCUGCCAACAGCAUCCUGGCCUCUAACACCGUCUGCUACGUAACAGGGUGGGGAAGACUGAGGACAAAUGGUCCUCUCCCCGAAAAACUGCAGCAAGGGCCGUUGCUCAUCGUGGAUCACGCCACCUGUUCCCAGUCUAGCUGGUGGGGCAGCGUAGUGAAAACCUCCAUGGUCUGCGCAGGUGGUGACGGGGUGAUCUCCAGUUGCAACGGGGACUCUGGUGGCCCACUGAACUGCAGAGGUGCUAACGGCAGGUGGGAAGUGCAUGGCGUGGUCAGCUUUGGCUCCGCUCUAGGCUGUAAUUAUUACCGCAAACCCUCCGUCUUCACUCGGGUCUCUGCUUUCAACGACUGGAUUGCUAGGGUUAUGGCAAACAACUAACCUGAAGAGCUGUGAGCAACAGAUUAACCCUGUGCUGGGGGAUGGGAAGCAAUUUAGCUGCUUGAAAUAAAGUCGUAAUCAUGAAAUUACAAUCAUGAGGUGCUGAAGGAAUCCGUGUAUAAUAAAUAACGGACAUUUGUUUGCAACA
Molecule: messenger RNA, 1013 nt
Organism: Pelodiscus sinensis (Chinese soft-shelled turtle)
Lineage: Eukaryota; Metazoa; Chordata; Testudines; Trionychidae
Product: chymotrypsin-like elastase family member 2A
Biological process (GO): proteolysis
Molecular function (GO): serine-type endopeptidase activity
Source: RefSeq, a predicted model, not a curated record